Ruditapes philippinarum (Manila clam) is the source of this 1098-nucleotide messenger RNA. Its product is annotated as galaxin-like. The record is from RefSeq and is a predicted model, not a curated record. Lineage: Eukaryota; Metazoa; Mollusca; Bivalvia; Venerida; Veneridae. The transcript has 3 exons. Bases 271 to 936 code for a protein of 221 amino acids.
AUUGGUUGCUUUUCCAACCAUUCAAAUCCAUUCAAUUAAGAGUACAGGCUUUUGUAUAAUUUAAGCUUAACUUAAACAAAGUAUUGAGCUUUUAUAGAGGAAUAUCUUACAAGGAGAGUUUAAGCUACCGAUUUAAACAAAGACGGGAAGAAUACAAGAUGAAAGUAGCUGUUUUUGCAUUUUUGGCCUUUCUGUUCUGCUGUUCUGGGACUAUAGACGGAGCUGUAUGUGGUCGAAGAUCGUACAACCCUUCAACUCAGAAAUGUUGUAAUGGCGUCCUCAGUUCUAAAGGAUUCAGCAGUGCAUGUUGUGGAACAAGAUCGUACAACCCUUCAACUCAGAAAUGUUGUAAUGGCGUCCUCAGUUCUAAAGGAUUCAGCAGUGCAUGUUGUGGAACAAGAUCGUACAACACACAAACUCAGAAAUGUUGUAAUGGCGUCCUCAGUUCUAAAGGAUUCAGCAGUGCAUGUUGUGGAACAAGAUCGUACAACACACAAACUCAGAAAUGUUGUUUAUGGCGUCCUCAGUUCUAAAGGAUUCAGCAGUGCAUGUUGUGGAACAAGAUCGUACAACACACAAACUCAGAAAUGUUGUAAUGGCGUCCUCAGUCCUAAAGGAUUCAGCAGUGCAUGUUGUGGAACAAGAUCGUACAACACACAAACUCAGAAAUGUUGUAAUGGCGUCCUCAGUCCUAAAGGAUUCAGCAGUGCAUGUUGUGGAACAAGAUCGUACAACACACAAACUCAGAAAUGUUGUAAUGGCGUCCUCAGUCCUAAAGGAUUCAGCAGUGCAUGUUGUGGAGCAAGAUCGUACAACACACAAACUCAGAAAUGUUGUAAUGGCGUCCUCAGUCCUAAAGGAUUCAGCAGUGCAUGUUGUGGAACAAGACCGUACAACCCGGCCUUUCAAAGUUGUUGUUAUGGACGUUUGUGCUAAAAUAAUUUUAAGUACAUUUAUGCAUUGACAAAAGUUUCAUUGCUUUGAAAAAUAACACUUUUAAACAAAAAGUUCAAUAGUUGGAACACAUAAAAAUGAACAACCUUUCACAUUUUUAUAUAAUGUAAUUGGUUAAGAAGUAAAUGUUCGAUUAUAAUAUAA